Molecule: messenger RNA, 1458 nt
Organism: Aspergillus homomorphus CBS 101889
Lineage: Eukaryota; Fungi; Ascomycota; Eurotiomycetes; Eurotiales; Aspergillaceae
Product: S-methyl-5-thioribose-1-phosphate isomerase
Exons: 2
Coding region: 167-1309 (380 amino acids)
Molecular function (GO): S-methyl-5-thioribose-1-phosphate isomerase activity
Source: RefSeq, a predicted model, not a curated record
GAACCGCCCUGGACCGAACGCCUCAACACCAAGAAGAGGUUUUCUAGCGACAGUCAAAUUUCAGGGCAAUCCAGUUCGGCCAACAAUACAUCCUUCCUCUAGUAUUUACUUGCACUUCUGUUGCUUAGAAGACUGUGACGCUCGUUCUUCUUUAAGUGGGGCAAGCAUGACACUGCAGGCAAUCAAAUAUAAUGAGGGUGUUCUCACUAUCAUCGACCAAUUGCAACUUCCCUAUGUGGAGCAAUUCAUCGAAAUCAAGACGAGUGAACAAGCCUGGCAUGCUAUCAAGGCUAUGCAAGUCCGGGGAGCGCCUGCCAUUGCUAUAGUAGCAGCCCUUGCCCUUGCCUCUGAGCUUCACCAACUUAUUGCAGAUGGAGGCUUGUCUUCAGUUGCGGAUGAAGUUCGUGUUUUCAUUGUCGAGAAGCUAGAGUACCUGGUGAGCAGUAGGCCCACCGCCGUCAAUCUAGGCGAUGCCGCGCGAAAGCUUGAGCUCGUGGUCUCUCAGAGUGCUACCCAUGAUGGGUCGACAGGUCAUGGGGUCGCUGUCGCCUUCAUAAAGGCCGCGGAGGCGAUGUUAUUGAAGGACGUUCAAGAUAAUAAGCAGAUAGGGGAGCAUGGCGCUAAGUGGAUCAUGGCAAACGCUGUGACUGCUGGAGAGGGAAAGGCCACCGUCCUGACUCAUUGCAAUACAGGUUCUCUAGCGACAUCAGGAUAUGGAACAGCGCUGGGUGUGAUUCGCAGCCUGUCUUCGAUGAAUAGUCUGCGUCAUGCAUACUGCACUGAAACAAGACCUUACAAUCAAGGUUCCCGGUUGACUGCUUUCGAAUUGGUGCACGAUGGUCUUCCCUCUACCUUGAUAACAGAUUCUAUGGCUGCCGCACUUCUUGCCAGUUCCAAAGCCAGCGUCAGUGCGAUCGUCGUGGGUGCAGAUAGGGUCGCAGCCAAUGGCGAUACUGCCAAUAAAAUAGGGACAUAUGGGCUGGCAGUUCUUGCAAAAUACCACGGCGUUAGAUUCCUUGUUGCCGCACCACUCACAACCAUCGACUUGUCAACCAAAUCCGGUGAUGAAAUAGUUAUUGAAGAACGGCCCGCUGUGGAGGUUACAAGAGUGAAAGGGCCUUGUGAAGGCAAUAUCUCAAAAGUCGGAGAAUUGGAGACUGUGCGCAUAGCUGCAGAAGGGAUUAAUGUCUGGAACCCAGCAUUUGAUAUCACACCAGCUACACUCAUCGACGGGAUUGUAACAGAGAAGGGAGUCAUGGAAAAGGCAGCGGACGGUCAAUUUCAUUUGGCAGGCCUAUUUGAGGGAUAAUUGCCAUUCUGCGGCUGCGGCUGCAUCUCCGUUUGACUAUGGUCGAUGUCGCUGGAAGACCUGUCAUUGUCACUAUCGCGUUUGUUGAGCAGUUCAUCAAUUCUAGACUCGAGUUCGCUAAGAUGCUUCUCCAUGGCUAGUGCCGCCUC